AUGGAAAAGAAGUUCAGAUCUUUUAGAUCAUUUUUUCGCGCGCGGUCUUCCAACAACGACCCGACCGGUACAGGGAAUGGAGCCAAUACUUCAGCCUCCAAAUCAGUUCACUCCGUUACCACCCACCGCGAGGGUCAGACCUCUUCACUUUCCCCUUCUUCAACAGUGGUAAUUGAUUCUGGAAACCAAAAAGCAACGCAGAAGCCAAAGAGGAAAGCCGUCGACAUCCCACCAGAUGAACUCUGGCAUCAAGCCUACGAUGGUCUCAAAACCGAGGAACCAGAGCUAUUGCAGGGCUAUGAAAGAUUACUUUCAACUGAGCUACCUUUGUAUCAGACGGACAAGGUCAUUGGCCAGAGCCAGAAGAACAAACUAUCUCAAAUGAAUCUUCUUUUGGAGGCUGGUUUGAACAAGACAGCCAAAAUCAGCAAGAUAGAGGGAAAGUUUGGCGAGGCCAUCGACGUUGCUCGGUCUGUUAGUGAGCCAGUGGGCGUUGGCCUAAACACUGUUCCCGCUGCUGCUGCUGCAUGGGCUGGCGUCUGCGUUGCUCUAGAGAUUUUGUCAAACCCAAUAACUGAGGCAGAGAAAAACCGCGAGGGAAUCACCAAGGUUGUUCUCAAGAUGAAAUGGUAUUCUAGUCUCUCAAAAAUCUUCGACCAAAAGAGCUCCAUGGCAAACGACGACUUUACCGAGCUACGUGAGCAAUUGGCCGAGCGCAUUCUCUGUUUAUACAAAGCAAUCCUCCAAUACAUCAUCGAAACUAUCUGCUCCCACCAUCGCAAACAAGGUGUGAGAUUCCUGAGAGAUUUGGUCAAAUUGGAUGACUGGGAUGGGAAACUGAGUGGUGUUGAAGGAGCUGAGGCGGCUGUAAAAGCGGCUGCUGAAGAUAUUGGGAUCCAACAAACCAGCUCAUACCUCGAACUCCUUGUCAAUAUGCGUCGGUCUGAAACAGACGACGCAAUAAUGGAAAAAUGUUGCGUCUCAGACAUGGACGCGGACAUCGAACUUCUCCAGGGACUCAAAGACAAGUUGCUACCUGAAUCGUAUGAAUGGGCUCUCCAUACUAAGGAAUACAUCAAUUUUACCGAUUGGCAUCACGGCAAUUCCAAUAGGCUCUUGUGGAUGAGAGGAGAUGCCGGAAAGGGGAAAACAAUGCUACUCAUGGGUAUUGUUGAAGAUCUCAAGGCCCGAUUGGAGACUCGCUUUGAUGAAUGUUGUCUGUCAUACUUCUUUUGCCGCGGUACAAGCGACAACGUCAACACAGCAACGUCGGUUCUGCGAGGGUUGAUAUGGAUGCUUUUGCGCCAAGAAAAAUCACUCAUCCAUCAUCUUGAUGCAUUCAAAGGAAAUCAGUCAAAUGCGUUCAAUGAUGGCUCGGCAUUCUUCAAAUUGAAGAAAAUUUUCCUUCAAAUUCUCCAAGAUAGCUCCUUGGGGAGAGUGUACUUUGUAAUUGAUGCCCUCGACGAAUGCAAAAGGGAGGAACCUGGUUUAGGGCAACUUUUGAACCUAGUCACCGAAACGACUAAAAACGACAAGGUGAAAUGGCUAUUGUCAAGUCGGAAUGAACACGAAAUCGAAACCUUCCUUGGCAAGGGUACGACACACUUCCAACUCAGUCUCGAAGUGAAUUCAGCGGCUGUUAAACAUGCCGUCAACGCCUAUAUUGACCGUAAGGUCUCAGAUCUUGACGAGAAGUAUCGAACUGAUUACAAAUCAAUCUUGGCACCUAAGCUUCAAUCACAGUACGAAGCCGAACGUGCUAAACAGCUCGAAAACGAACUUUCUCAAACAUUGGGCCAAUUCAAAGGCAAGCUCAAAGAAAAAGCAGACGGCACUUUCUUGUGGGUAGCUUUGGUCAUGAAGGAACUGAAAGAUGUCAGCCCCGAUGAACUACUUCAGAGAAUUGAGCAAAUUCCAUCAGGCCUUGAUGGAAUUUACACUCGAAUGUUGGUCAGUAUGAAUAGUUCCAAUUACGCAGCAAAGUGCAAGAAAUUGCUCUUGAUCAUGACAAGCGCAUAUCGUCCUCUCUAUCUAGACGAAUUGCUCAGACUGGCCAACUUUACAGAUUUCGCUGUUCCCCCCCAGCUUGUGAAACGAUGUGGCCUCCUCGCUCUAGGGGAUGAUGAUAAUAUUGUUUAUUUUGUGCAUCAGUCUGCGAAGGACUACCUUGUUCAAGCCCAAGGUCCAGAGGUCCUAUCCAGUAUUUUUCCACAUGGCCACACCGAGGGACACCACAUGAUAGUUACUCAAUCGCUUGAGGAUAUGAAGAAAUUGAAACGAGAUAUCUAUGGACGGAAACACCCUGGCUUGUCCAUCGACGAGCUCGAAGACUCCAAAAAAUAUGGAGCUCUACUUAAACCUCUCCGAUACUCUUGUGUUUAUUGGGCCGACCACCUUUCGGAUUCUGAAACCAACUUUCAAUCAAGCAGCUUUUGCGAUGGCGGUAUAGUCAAUGAGUUUUGGAAGACAUGCCUUCUCUAUUGGAUUGAAGCUCUCAGUCUCAUGGGAAACUAUUCAGUUGCGGUGUCCACUUCAGUUAAAAUCAUCAAAUUGCUUUCGAAUCUCUUACUUCAACCACAAUUCCUACCCUUGGUUCGAGACUCUCAUCGGUUCAUUUUAUCGGCCAGAGGUGUCGUCGAACGCUACCCUUUGCAAAUCUAUGCGUCGGCACUCGUCUUCGCCCCAACGGGUAGUCUGACGCGAAAGGCUUUCGAGCAUGAGGAGCCAGACUGGCUUGUAACAAAACCCCUGGUUGAUCCAGAGUGGAGUCAAUGCAUACAAACCCUCUACGGUCACUCCGCUUAUGUUACUUCGGUUGCAUGCUCUCCUAGUGGUACACUCAUAGCAUCUGGAUCCUGGGAUCAUACCAUUAGGGUCUGGGAAGAAGAAAGUGGUCAUCUCCUCAAGAUACUGGUGGGCCACAGGGACGUAGUCUCUUCAGUUAGCUUUUCUCCCGAUGGCACACUCAUUGCAUCCGCAUCACGGAAUGGCACCAUCAAAAUUUGGGACGUUAACAAUGGAGAAUGCCUGAGAACCUUUUCUAUCAGCAAACAUCACAAGAACCGUGUGGUAUUUUCCCCUACGGGUCAGAUUGCUGCGAUAUCAGAACCUGGGACUCUCAAGAUUUGGGAUCCUCACCGUGGUGAAUGUCUGAAUUCUAUCACGUCAUUUGAUGGAAGAUCGCCCGCCGCCUUCAUAUCUAGCGAACGUCUUGCAGUGUAUAGUUCUGAAAGGCAAAUCGAAACCUGGGAUGUAGUCAAGGGCACAUGCAUCCGGGUAUUUGGCCAUGCAGAUUCCGCCGACAAUAUUUCUGUUUCUGCUGAUAAACAAAUGGUUUCAGGGUCGCGUGGUAACAAACUCGAGGUCUGGGGACAGGAAGGUGUCUGUCUUCUUACCCUAGGUGACCCCCAUGACGAAACUGACCGUCAGCUUAACCGCCGUCGUGGCUAUUCCACGGUCGCCUUUCUUCCUAAUGGAAACCUCAUAUCUGGCUCUAGGGAUGGAUCUGUGAAUAUCUGGGAUCUCCACAGUGGGGAUUUGCUCAACAAGAUGACAGGCCAUACUAAGAGUGUCAAAUCGGUGGCUUGUACCACGAGAGGUAAUGUGGUAUCUGGAGGGGUGGAUAACACCGUCAGACUUUGGAAUCCUAUACCCACCCAUCGCAGCUCCCUUGAAAGGCCACCUCUUGUGUCUUGGGCUUUUGCGUUUUCAGCAGGGAGGAUUGCAUCUGGAUAUUACGACGGCACUGUGAGGAUCUGGAAUUCCAAUGAUGGACGCUGCCUCAAAAUCCUUGACCGUGGCAAGGAGGCAUUGCGGUCCAACUCACUCGCAUUCUCUCUUGAUGGAACCCUCGCGUCGGGCUCAGAUGACGGGACAAUAAGCGUCUGGGAUUCGGAAGGUGACGAGUGUCUCCAUACACUGGAAGCUCAUGAUAAGGUGAAAUCAGUUGUUUUCUCUCCCGAUGGAACAAUCAUCGUGUCAGGCCUGUCGAAUGGAGAAAUUCAGAUUUGGCAAUCAACGGAUGGUGUCUGCCUUACAAGGUUCAGAGCUCAUGAUCGUGAAAUCCGCAAAGUUUCCAUGUCGUCUUGUGGCAUGAUUGCAUCGGCGGGCUUUUAUGACGGCAUUAUCAAACUUUGGCAGACAAAUGGCGCCCUACUGAAGACCGUUUAUUCCCGCCAUCUUUCCCCUCUCGACGGAUUGACAUUCUCCUGCGAUGGCACACGGUUACUAUCGCAUGACAAACACAACUUCAUUGUUUGGGAUACUAGCAGCGGCGAACGCCACCAACAGGUCAAAAGCAGAGAGUACAGCUUGGAAAAAGCAUCGGAACUCCUUGGUCCCGGUCCAAGACAUCACUAUGCUCUUGACUACGACCAAGAAUGGAUCACCUAUGAAGGGGAGAAGGUUCUUUGGUUGCCUGCGGAGUAUCGCCCAUACUACAGGUCAUGGGCGGUUGAUCGGGCUGAUGCAGGAAACCAUCUCAUCAUUUCCAACGACUCGGGUCGAAUGUUGAUAUAUGGGUUUUCGACCUCUCAAACCCCUCUCUGA
Molecule: messenger RNA, 4548 nt
Organism: Penicillium riverlandense
Lineage: Eukaryota; Fungi; Ascomycota; Eurotiomycetes; Eurotiales; Aspergillaceae
Exons: 3
Coding region: 1-4548 (1515 amino acids)
Molecular function (GO): protein binding
Source: RefSeq, a predicted model, not a curated record